UCAGCAAAAUUCUCAACUAAAACCUAAACUACUUCGAAAACAGAUACUACCGCUGUUGCAGUUUCUCAAUGCAAAUGGCUUCAUUUGCUGCAAAUUCAUCCCUGCUCUCUCCGAAUUCAUUCCGUACUACAGCAAAAUCUUCUGUCACUUCUUCACCCUUCCGCUGCAAUUGCAUUUCAUUUUACAACAACCACAAACCAACAAAUCUAGCUGCAACUACUGCUUUUCCCCUUUCUUCGUCGUCCCACCAGACUCACGAAGGUUUGGGAUUAUGGAGUGAGAAGGCUGGAAAGAAAGAAUCAUUCUCACAGACUUCAGCUGUUAGACAUUUGACCGGAUCGCUUACCUCAGCUGAGGGGCUCCGUUUUGCUAUAGUGGUGGCACGCUUCAAUGAGAUCGUCACCAGGCCACUUUUGGAGGGAGCUUUGGAUACUUUCAAGAGAUACUCAGUAAAAGAGGAAGAUAUUGAUGUUGUAUGGGUUCCUGGUAGCUUUGAAAUCGGCCUAGUUGCUGAGAAGCUUGGGAAAUCAAGAAAAUAUCAAGCGGUCUUGUGUAUUGGGGCUGUGAUUAGAGGUGAUACAUCCCACUAUGAUGCUGUUGCGAAUUCGGCUGCUUCUGGAGUAUUGUCUGCUGGUCUAAGUUCAGGUGUCCCUUGCAUAUUUGGUGUUCUGACGUGUGAUGACAUGGACCAGGCUUUAAACCGAGCCGGUGGUAAGGCAGGAAACAAGGGCUCUGAAACUGCAUUGACUGCUAUUGAGAUGGCAUCUUUGUUUGAGCAUCAUCUGAAGUUUUGAGGGGCGCUCCUGGUUGCGCCCAAGGAGGCUUUGUUGUGUUGUGUUGUGUUGUGGAGUACCUUUCAACUUGCAGGCUUCGGUUACAAUAGUUUUUGGUAACUUUGAAUCGAUAGGAACCUAUAAUAAUCCAAGUAUGUUACCCUACUUUUCCAUUUGAUUUCUUUGAGACCUGAAAGUUCCCAAGGCUUGGAAUUGAUAAUAAAUGAGAGAUUAUCCA
Molecule: messenger RNA, 1011 nt
Organism: Salvia hispanica
Lineage: Eukaryota; Viridiplantae; Streptophyta; Magnoliopsida; Lamiales; Lamiaceae
Product: 6,7-dimethyl-8-ribityllumazine synthase, chloroplastic-like
Biological process (GO): riboflavin biosynthetic process
Cellular component (GO): riboflavin synthase complex; intracellular anatomical structure
Molecular function (GO): 6,7-dimethyl-8-ribityllumazine synthase activity
Source: RefSeq, a predicted model, not a curated record